AUGCAUUCCUCGGAGCGGUCGGACUCGACCGAUCGCGAGAGACUUCUCGUGGAUGAGGAGGAUGCUCACUGGGCGCAGGGCAAGACUAACUCGAGAGCCGGCCCUGGACGAUGGCUGAAUAUCAUCUUUGUCUUCAUCCUUGCCGUCUUGUCGUGCCUGGUGGGUGUCUUCAUCGGACAGAACCGAGGUGACUCAGACGAGGCGUGCACGCGGCGUGUGACCCAGCAUUCACCGGUCAUCUCAAACGUCGGGCUGAAUUAUCACAGCGAACGAUUCAACGGGUCGCUCCUCAAAGAAAACAUCUUCCGCCAGGAUGCCAGCCCGGAGGUCGAUGCCGCCUGGGCAUCCAUCGGUGCUAACUACCGAGCCAUCCGAGUCCCUGCCGAGGAAGCCGAGAAAUCCGGGCUCGCCGCCGACCAAGUCAAGAUUAGCGAGAAAUACGGGGGUGGCUAUCCGGCCAACGUGGAGGGGCUGCAUCAUCUGCACUGCCUGAACCUGCUCCGCCAGUCGCUCUACUACAACUACGACUACUACCACGAUCUUGGCACGGGCGCAUUCUCGAACAACGAAUUUAUCGUGCGACGUCACGUCACACACUGUCUCGAUAUCCUGCGCCAGCAGCUUAUGUGCAGCGUUGAUGUCGGAGUCUUGGGUCAGGUCUGGGUUCACCCCGACCACCCCGAGCCCUUUGUCGACUUCAACACGGAGCACAAGUGUCGUAACUUUGACCAGAUCCGUGAAUGGGCGCAGCAAAACCAGCUGCCCGAGACCGUUCCCUCGGAUUUCCUAGAACCCCCGAAGAUUGGGGACCGCGUGUAUGAGGCUAUUCCGUAA
Messenger RNA from Aspergillus ibericus CBS 121593, 834 nucleotides. Its product is annotated as oxidase ustYa family protein. Bases 1 to 834 code for a protein of 277 amino acids. Gene Ontology annotation, biological process: mycotoxin biosynthetic process. The transcript has 5 exons. Lineage: Eukaryota; Fungi; Ascomycota; Eurotiomycetes; Eurotiales; Aspergillaceae. The record is from RefSeq and is a predicted model, not a curated record.